This is a messenger RNA of Umbelopsis ramanniana AG, 555 nucleotides long. RefSeq lists its product as uncharacterized. Bases 1 to 555 code for a protein of 184 amino acids. The transcript has a single exon. The record is from RefSeq and is a predicted model, not a curated record. Lineage: Eukaryota; Fungi; Mucoromycota; Umbelopsidomycetes; Umbelopsidales; Umbelopsidaceae.
AUGGAUCCCGACCCUUAUCAACAACCAACAACUCAAUUGCAUUAUACGAUAGCCAAUAUUUCGUUACACAAGUUGUACCAAAUUGCCCAUGGUACAUCCUCAUGUUUACGACAGCAUGUUCUCAUACGGAACCUAUUGAUGUGCGGAUCGUUUGAUACGAUUCUAAAGCCUGAACAUCAUAAUUCAAACCUUUAUCAGCCCGCUAAGAAUAUAGAACCAGCUGCUCUUCCAUCCGACGAAGAUGUGUGGCUCGAACGAUGCUUUGAUGACUUGAACGACACUGACGAUGACAUGGAAGACGAUUAUGAUGCAGCAUUGGACGACGAUGAGCCAACCCAAGCUACGCCGUGGAUGUACACAUAUCACCGUGACCAAGAAGACAGCAGUCAUAAUGCCGUGGUGCCAAGCUUCAAAAUUCAGCAACAAGUCGUCCUAGUCAUCCCCUUUUCUCAUCUGCGUGACACGAUCACUUCCAGGGAGGCAGCAGUCGGGAGUAUUGUCUCAGCCGAUGAUCAUGCCUCUACAAGUGAAAAAAGAUUUUCACCCCACCAUUAA